UGUAUGGAAAGGUACAAGGUCUUGCUCCCAGUAUCUCUGUUAUUUUCUCGUUCAUUUACCACACAGUAAUUGCCCGCUCUCCCAUCUUGUAUCAUCACCGGUCACGCUUUCAACAUCAUCAAUACCGCUCCAAACAUGGAGAAAUCCAGCACUAUUCAAGGCAAGCCAAAUUCAGAGCCAACAGUCGCCCUAGAAGAACCCGCACUAAUCUUCGAGUUCUUCGAGACCCUUCCUGCAGAACUCCAAGCCAGCAUCAUCAGAUACGCUUGGAAUAAUGCAGUACAUGCAUCGCCACGACACCUCCACGCUGACACCAAAUUUUGCCAAGUCUAUUCUGUAGUCUCUGCAUCAGCAGCAAGUACAUUAGCAGCAAGUAUACCUUCCCCAGUACAUUACAGAGUCUCUCCCUCUGUCAACCACGACAUCAACUUGCACUUGACUAGCAAGUUCUUCGACGCCGAGUGCAAGUUCCUGGCUGCGCCGCAUCUUCUCCACCUCCCUGUUUCCACCUCGGAGGGAACUAAAUCGAAGGGAACCAAAGCAAAGGAAUCAAAACCUCUCCUCUUCAUCCCAGACGUAGACACCCUACACAUCAACACCAAAGGCGAAAUAACCCACAAAGACACCGUCCUCCAUGCUUUUGCCGCCUUGCCCAAACCCCUCCGCGACACCGUCAAACAUAUCGACACUGACUACACAGACGCACAGGACCGACGCGAGCUGUGCGAUCAGAUAAGUCGCGGAGGCGGUCCAUCGAGCAUGGUCCGCGAAAUGGAUGCGCCGAGAUUAGAAACCGUGACUAUCUCGGUCUGUAGCUAUAUCCUAAGGGAUAGUAGAUCUCUUGUGUUGCUAAUUUCUGGGAAGGAGGGGCAGAGAGUGGAGAUGAAGGUUGUGGCAGUGAAUAUACGGAAGGGGAUGGGAUUUUGGGGUAGGAUGGUUGGAUAAACAAUUGCGGUGAGGUUAGGCGUGGCGGAUACGUUGUAUGAUUCCACCAAGUAUACAUACCAAAUGCUACAA
Alternaria rosae is the source of this 1017-nucleotide messenger RNA. RefSeq lists its product as uncharacterized. Lineage: Eukaryota; Fungi; Ascomycota; Dothideomycetes; Pleosporales; Pleosporaceae. The coding region runs from base 136 to 945 and encodes 269 amino acids. The transcript has a single exon. The record is from RefSeq and is a predicted model, not a curated record.